AGGCUCAUCAGUAUGGCCUAUGGACAGAUUGGUAUGAUCCAGGCGCUGGGAGGCUUCUUCACUUAUUUUGUGAUUCUGGCUGAGAAUGGCUUCCUCCCCUUUGACCUCCUGGGCAUCCGAAUGGACUGGGAUGACCGCUGGGUCAACGAUUUGGAAGACAGCUACGGGCAGCAGUGGACAUACGAGCAGAGGAAAAUCGUGGAGUUUACCUGCCACACUGCCUUCUUUGUCAGCAUUGUGGUGGUGCAGUGGGCUGAUCUGACCAUCUGCAAGACCAGAAGGAAUUCUGUCUUCCAGCAGGGGAUGAAGAACAAGAUCUUAAUAUUUGGCCUCUUUGAAGAGACGGCCCUUGCUGCUUUCCUUUCCUACUGCCCUGGCAUGGGAGUGGCCCUGAGGAUGUAUUCCCUCAAACCUACCUGGUGGUUCUGUGCCUUCCCUUACUCACUUCUCAUCUUCGUGUAUGAUGAAGUCAGAAAGCUCAUCAUCAGGCGAAGCCCUGGCGGCUGGGUGGAGAAGGAAACUUACUACUAG
Molecule: messenger RNA, 531 nt
Organism: Elephantulus edwardii (Cape elephant shrew)
Lineage: Eukaryota; Metazoa; Chordata; Mammalia; Macroscelidea; Macroscelididae
Product: sodium/potassium-transporting ATPase subunit alpha-1-like
Exons: 1
Coding region: 13-531 (172 amino acids)
Biological process (GO): proton transmembrane transport; sodium ion export across plasma membrane; intracellular sodium ion homeostasis
Molecular function (GO): P-type sodium:potassium-exchanging transporter activity
Source: RefSeq, a predicted model, not a curated record